Molecule: messenger RNA, 447 nt
Organism: Suricata suricatta (meerkat)
Lineage: Eukaryota; Metazoa; Chordata; Mammalia; Carnivora; Herpestidae
Product: beta-defensin 131A-like
Exons: 4
Coding region: 1-366 (121 amino acids)
Biological process (GO): innate immune response
Cellular component (GO): extracellular region
Source: RefSeq, a predicted model, not a curated record
AUGUUAGAAACCUGUAAGGGUACUGGGAGACGCUUAGUCCCAGAUACCACUUUCCCAGAAACUUCAGGCAAGAAAAGCAUGAACCCAGACUUAGAGAAAGUCAUUCUCAGACUUUUCAGCCCCCUCACUGGCCCAAUUAAGACUAAGGCUUUUGAGGUUUACCUGUGUCAGGACCUCCAUCUUUUUCUUUUACUUAGCAUGAUUUUCAGCGUUAAUCCAUCCAGGACCUUUUUUUCUAAAUGCCCUUCAAGAAACUAUUACUGCAGAAUGAAGUGCAAUUCUGAUGAACAUGCAGUUAAAUACUGUGCUGACUGGACCAUCUGUUGCAGACCAAAGAAAAUUCCACUUAAGAAAACAAAGUGGUGAAAAGUCUAUCUCCAUCUUCUUCAGAUUCUGCAAAAAGACAUUAAAAAUGUUUAAAACUCUCUUUUCUAUAUAAGAAUAAUU